UAACAGGGUUAAGAAUUUAUUGAAAUCUGUUUGAAACUCCCAAGAACAGACCUCAAGAACUGGAGGGAGAAAAGAGAGCUUAAGUCCACCUUCGAACAUGUCUCCCAUUGUCUUCCUGCUUCAGGGAGCUUUCUUAUUUGCUGCAGUCAGUUCCAAGCCAACCACAAAGAAGCUUUAUGGGGAGAUCACUUCCCCAAAUUAUCCCAAAACAUACCCCAACAACAACAUCAGUACCUGGGACAUUUCAGUACCAAAGGGCUACAGAGUGAAGCUACGUUUUUCGCUGUUUGAUCUGGAGCCAUCUGAGGCAUGCCGGUAUGACUUCGUCAAGAUCACAGCAAACAAGAAGGAUUUAGGCCGGUUCUGUGGCCAGGUAGACUCUGCCACAGGCAACUACCCACGAGACAAGGAGUUUUUGUCUACCAACAAUCGAAUGCGGCUCCUGUUCCAGUCUGACUUCUCUAAUGAGGAGAAUGGCAUUGUAGUUUCCUAUAAGGGAUUCUUAGCUUAUUAUCAAGCCGUGGAUCUAGAUGAGUGUGCCCCCAGAAAUGACAUUGAAGAUGGUCCUCAAUGCCAGCAUUUCUGUCACAACUAUAUAGGGGGCUACUUCUGCUCUUGCCAGCCCGGCUACCAACUCCAGAGUGAUCGGCACUCUUGCAAAGUGGAUUGCAGCAAUGAACUGUUCACAGAAACCUUUGGGCAUUUCUCAAGCCCUGGAUACCCUGAGCCUUAUCCACCCAACUUGCAGUGUAAUUACAGCAUACGGGUAGAGAAAGGGAUGACCAUUAUUCUCAAGUUCUUGCAGCCAUUUGAAAUUGAUGACCACCAGCAAGUCCGUUGCCCUUAUGACCAGCUUAAGAUCCAUGCUGGCAUGAAACAGAUUGGUGAAUUCUGUGGCAACGUGCCUCCAAGAACCAUUGAAACCAACAGUUCUUCAGUAGAUGUCACUUUUCUCACAGAUGAAUCAGGAUACAGCCGAGGGUGGAAGAUUUCGUACAGUAUAGAAAGGAUCCGCUGCCCAAAGCCUGUGCCAAAAGAUGCCUUCACCAUCAUCAAGGACCCACAGCCCUUGUAUCAAUACCAAGACUACUUCAUUGUCAGCUGCAAAACUGGAUAUAACUUGAUGGAGGGUAAAGAACACUUGACAUCCUUUACCUCUGUCUGCCAACAUGAUGGGACCUGGCAUCGUUCUAUGCCCGGAUGUGAAAUUGUGAAUUGCGGUGAACCUAAAUUUCUGAAAAACGGGGCAUUUAAUUUUGUAACAGCAACAAAAAAUAACAACUAUGAGUCAGUUAUCAAGUACCGCUGUAAUGAACCCUAUUAUCGCCUGCUCAACACCCCAGGAAAAGGUAUCUACACCUGCUCAGCUGAGGGUUCCUGGAAGGAUCAAAUUGACCAUGAUGACAUUCCAAUGUGUCUACCAGUGUGUGGAAAGCCAGACAACCCUAUUGUCGAAAUCCAGCGAAUUAUUGGAGGGAAGGAUGCCCCACGAGGCAGUUUCCCAUGGCAAGCUAUGACGGUCAUCACUGGACGAGCAGGAGGGGCACUGCUGGGUGAUCGCUGGAUCCUGACAGCUGCCCACGUUGUGUACCCAAAAGGGAAAGAGAAUGACACAGAGAUGCUGACCCCUGCGCAGGUAGCAGAGAAGGCUGAAAUCUUCCUGGGUCACACAGAUGUGACUGAACUGUACAAAGUAGGCAAUAAACCAAUUCUCAGACUCUUUGUACAUCCAGACUACAAUCCAAAGGAUGAGCAUAACUUUGAUGGAGACAUCGCACUCAUUGAGUUGAGGGAUCCGGUGACUCUUGGCCAUGACAUGCUGCCUAUCUGUCUCCCUGAGUCAGGAAACACCACCUAUUAUCAUCCAGGUUGGAUGGGGUAUGCCAGUGGCUUUGGAGUAGAAAAAAACAUCCUUGCUAGCAGGCUGAAAUAUGCCCCCAUCCCAGUGGGCAACCAGGAUAGGUGUCGGGAGUGGUUGCAAGGAAGUAAGAUCUCUCAGAAGGAUCACGUCUUCUCAGACAACAUGUUUUGUGCUGGUAACCCCUAUGGAGGAAAAGACACCUGUCAGGGGGACAGUGGAGGGGCCUUAGCUGUGCGUGACCCAGAGACUCAGCGUUGGGUGGCCACAGGCAUUGUUUCUUGGGGCCUUGAGUGUGGCAAAGGGUAUGGUUUUUAUACCAAAAUCAUCAAUUACUUGGAUUGGAUAAAGGGCAUUGUUGGGAAGGAUUGGGUGUCCAUGCAGGUUUCUCAUUAGCCUACUGAAGAAGUGUAAACUAAAUUAUGAUUCUAUGCAUGAAUGAAAAAUACAUACUUCUCAUUAGCUUUCUGUUGUUCUUGCCGCCCUGCCCUCUUUUCUUUGAUACCAAAUAAAUGUAUAGUUGCUUCUUU
Molecule: messenger RNA, 2388 nt
Organism: Protobothrops mucrosquamatus (brown spotted pit viper)
Lineage: Eukaryota; Metazoa; Chordata; Lepidosauria; Squamata; Viperidae
Gene: C1R
Product: complement C1r
Exons: 11
Coding region: 98-2254 (718 amino acids)
Biological process (GO): complement activation; zymogen activation
Cellular component (GO): extracellular region; blood microparticle
Molecular function (GO): calcium ion binding; serine-type endopeptidase activity
Source: RefSeq, a predicted model, not a curated record